UGUAAACGAAAAAAAUAAUCUUUUGAUGGUGGCUCUCUGCAGUCCCCGUUUGAUUCUUCUGGUGAUUUGGAAUAUGAUGAUGAUGACAUGAUGGAGUACGACGAAGAAGAAGGUGAUAGGGAGGCAAGCGACGUGUCUAGCUGCGAAGAGGGCCAAGAAUGGGACGUUGAUAGUUUCGACGAUGGAUUCGAUUACAGACCCAAACGGAAUCUGGAUCCCAACGAUGAGAUAGGUCAAAAGAUGGAUCGAUAUAGAUCUCAGAUGUACCGUAGCAAGGGUUUCCAUGUGGAUCGAGAAAACUACCCUGGGAGUGUGAUGUACCGACCACUCGUUCCCAUUGAUCUUGAUAAACCAUUUUGGAACGCUGGACUUACAGGCCGUUCGGUCAUGCAGAACAUGGUGGAUCUGGCUCUAGAAAGAUACAACAGAAUCAAGAAACUGGGAUACAAAGUAGUGAAAAAGAAAUUAUUGAGAGAUAGAGACCGGAGAUUGACCGAGAUUGACCGAGAUCGACGGUCGAGAAGAUUGCUCAAGAAUAUGGAAAUUAUGUAG
Molecule: messenger RNA, 552 nt
Organism: Capsella rubella
Lineage: Eukaryota; Viridiplantae; Streptophyta; Magnoliopsida; Brassicales; Brassicaceae
Exons: 3
Coding region: 88-552 (154 amino acids)
Source: RefSeq, a predicted model, not a curated record